AUGACGAAAACCGACUAUUACGAGGUCCUCGGAGUAACCAGACAAGACUCCGAGGAAGAGAUACGCAAGGCCUUUCGCAGAAAGGCCAUGGAGUACCACCCGGACCGCAACAAGGAACCCGAUGCAGAGGAAAAAUUUAAGGAAAUUAACGAGGCUUACCAAGUAUUGAGCGACUCUUCCAAGAGGGCCCAAUACGACCGGUUCGGUCACGCCGGGGCAGAUGGAGGAGGUUUUGACCGCCCCUUCGACGGAUUUGACGUCUUCGGUGGCUUCGGAGAUAUCUUUGACUCUUUCUUUGGCGACGCGGGUGGACGCCGUAGCCGAGCACCCCAGCGCGGCAGCGACCUGCAGCAACGGGUCAACCUCACAUUCCAGGAGGCGGCUUUCGGCGUUGAGCGAGAGAUCGAAGUUUCAAGAGUUGAAAUCUGCCACAAUUGCUCCGGGGCUGGAAACGAACCCGGAACACCGGUCAACACUUGCGGAACAUGCGGUGGCAAUGGACAAGUACGCCGCACUCAACGCAGUCUUUUUGGCCAAUUUGCCCAAGUGACGACUUGCCCAACGUGCCAGGGCAAAGGCAGCACAAUUGAGAGUCCAUGCGCCAUCUGCCGCGGCGUGGGAAUGGAACGCCGCAAUCCAGCGAAGACUCCUGGAAGAGUUUGCCAAGUCAUCGACCCUGAUUUCGGGGAGAAAGACAUCGGCGAACCUGAGGAAGGGUUCGUGGAAAGUGAAGAAGGCAUCGCCUUGGAUCAGGAAGAGGACAGGAACUCCAAGGAGAAGGGUAUAUUUGACCGCAUAAAGGAUGUCUAA
This is a messenger RNA of Geodia barretti, 810 nucleotides long. The record is from the annotation of a GenBank genome assembly. Lineage: Eukaryota; Metazoa; Porifera; Demospongiae; Tetractinellida; Geodiidae.